CGUGCAUUGGCUUGACUAAUGUUGUUACCCGCGUCCACUCGUAACUUAAUGACAGUUCUUCGCAUGAACUUGGUAAACUCGCCAAGAGCCUACGAGGUGUUAUGCUUUUAAGGUCGAGGCAGCAGAGGAAUACAUCUCGGGGCGUUUGCUGGCAGAUAUUUAUAGUGUUCGUGAUGAUAGCUGAACGCUUAGAGAAUUUCACUCUGCCGCUCGUGACUGAGGUGCAACCAGUUUGAGAGCGCAGCGACCCACUCGCUACUCUCCAGAAGGGAUGAAAUCGCGGAGAGACAAGCUGAAGAUUCCCUCCCUCACAUUGGAUUUGUCCCCCACAUGCCAGAGCCCCACCAUCGCCAGCCCCUGCAGCCCCUGCAGCCCCUGCAGCCCUUUACUAACCUUGCAUCCAUGGAGUUGCCGUAGCAGCAACAGGAAGAGCCUGGGAUUGGGGACACCGUCCCCCACGCUGUCACGCCCCCUGUCCCCUCUGCCCGUCCAUACAGCAGCCAGCAGCCCAUUGGAUAGCCCAAGAAAUGUCUCCACCAGUGCUCCGUCAACUUGCCUUCGUGUGUGCGUGCCCCUUUGCAGUCAUAUGGCUCGCACUGACAGAGCGGAAGGACGACGAUGGUCACUGGCUUCUCUCCCUUCAUCAGGCUACGGUACCAACCCUCCCAGCUCCACAGUCUCCUCAUCUUCAUCGUCUCAAGAGCGCCUCCAUCAGCUUCCGUACCAGCCCACUCAGGAUGAGCUCCACUUCCUGUUUAAACACUUCCGCAGCUCCGAGAGUGUGACUGACGAGGACGGACGCCCCGCCACAGCCAUGCGUCCACGCUCACGGAGUCUCAGCCCGGGCCGAGCCAGUGGCUCAUUUGAUAACGAGAUCAUCAUGAUGAACCAUGUUUACAAGGAGCGCUUCCCAAAGGCCACGGCCCAGAUGGAGGAGCGCCUGCAGGACGUGCUGGUCCAGUGUUCUCCAGACAGCGCUCUGCCGCUGGGGGACGGAGUUCUGGGCUUCAUUCAGCACCAGCUGGUGGAACUGGGCCGCGACUGCCUGGACAAGUCCCGCAAGGGCCUGGUCACCUCGCGCUACUUCAUGGAGCUGCAGGAGAAACUGGACAAGCUCCUGCACGAGGCGUAUGAGCGCUCGGAGAGUGAGGAGGUCUCCGUCAUCAGUCAGCUGGUGAGGAAGAUGCUAAUCAUCAUAUCACGGCCUGCCAGACUCCUGGAGUGCCUGGAGUUUGACCCUGAGGAGUCUCUACCCACACUCAGAGAUGGCGAGUGGCCACGGUGGGCCAGGGCAUCAAGACCGACAUCCCCCGAUACAUCAUCAAUCAGCUGGGCCUCAACCGAGACCCUCAUGCAGAACCGCUUGCUGCUCACCCCGUCUCGGAGGAAGCCGCUGGAGAGUGAUUUUGAGACCAUCAAACUCAUCAGUAAUGGGGCUUAUGGGUGCGUGCGCUGGUCUGGUACGUACCGGUGCGCACAGAAUCCGCCAAAUUUUGCCAUGAAGAAGAUCAACCGUCAGAACCUGAUUCUGCGGAACCAGAUCCAGCAGGUGUUCGUGGAGCGCGACAUCCUCACCUUCGCAGAGAACCCCUUCGUGGUCAGCAUGUUCUGCUCCUUUGAGACCCGCAGACACCUGUGCAUGGUCAUGGAGUAUGUGGAAGGAGGAGACUGUGCCAACCUGCUGAAGAAGAUGGGGCCGCUGCCAGAGGACAUGACGCGCAUGUACUUCGCCGAGACUGUGCUGGCCCUCGAGUACCUGCACAACUACUGACAUCGUUCACACAGCCUCAAACCAGACAACCUGCUUAUCACCUCCAUGGGGCACAUCAAGCUGACGGACUUUGGCCUGUCCAAGAUCGGCCUGAUGAACAUGACCACCAACCUGUACGAGGGCCACAUGGAGAUGGACACGCGCGAGUUCAUCGACAAACAGGUAUGUGGAACCCCUGAGUACAUCGCCCCGGAGGUGAUCCUACGGCAGGGCUACGGCAAGCCAGUGGACUGGUGGGCCAUGGGCGUCAUCCUGUACGAGCUCCUGGUGGGGUGUGUGCCUUUCUUUGGAGACACGCCCGAGGAGCUGUUUGGACAGGUGGUCAGUGAUGAGAUCAUCUGGCCAGAUGGGGACGAUGCCCUGCCUGUGGACGCACAGGAUCUCAUCACCCGUCUUCUUAGACAGAGUCCCCUGGAGCGACUGGGAACAGGUGGCGCUGGGGAGGUGAAGCAGCAUCCCUUCUUCUCUCAUCUGGACUGGAACAGUCUCCUGCGGCAAAAGGCCGAGUUCAUCCCUCAGCUCGAGUCUGAGGACGACACUAGCUACUUCGACACGCGGACUGAGCGCUACCACCACCUGGGCUCAGACGAGGAGGAGGAGACUAACGAUGAAGAGUCGUCCCUGGAGAUCCGCCAGUUCUCUUCCUGGUCCAACCGCUUCAGCAAGGUGUACAGCAGCUCGGAGCAUCUGGCGACCCCGUGUAACCUGAGCUUCUCUACGGACCGCAGCCCCAGCGAGGACAAAGAGGAGCCCAGGGCCCCGUCCCCUGCAGACACACACACACAGCGCCACGCAGGGGACGAACACAGGCUCUCCGCUCAGAGAGCCAGUCUGCGUGUGCGGGCCUCUUCUGGCUCCUCCCAGUCCGAGCGCAGCACCAGUCCACUGGUCAUCAGCAGCACACACAGCCUGGAGACCAUGCCACGCUUCGCCCUGUCCACCGACGACGAAGCAGAAGGGGGUGUGUCUAACCUGCACCGCAUCAGGAUCCGGAGCAGCAGCACCGGGGCCAAACACUCGUCUCCAAGGGAACAGGGCAGCUCACGGCGCUAUGGCAACCAGCUCGACACCCCCGACAAGCACAGGGUGCCCAAGUCUGCCUCCGUCUCUGCCCUCUCCCUCAUCAUCACCACAGACGACGUGUGUGUAGGUGGUCUCCAGACGAGCCCCAUCUCCCCGCGCUCCCUCUCGUCCACCCCUUCGUCCCGAGACUCGUCCCCGAGCCGCGAGCUCUCGCUCAGCCUGACCUGCCUGCGCCCCCCCAUCCUCAUCCACUCCUCCGGCAAGAAGUACGGCUUCACGCUGCAGGCCAUCCGCGUCUACAUGGGCGACUCGGACGUCUACACUGUACACCAUGUGGUCUCGAGUGUGGAGGAGGGAGGGCCUGCGCAUGAGGCAGGUCUUCGGGCUGGUGACCUCAUCACACACGUUAACGGGAGAGAUUGCAGGGGCGUGCACGAGAUGAUGGAGCUGCUGCUCAAGAGUGGCAACAAGGUGGCGCUGCAGACCACGGCCCUGGAGAACACGUCCAUCAAGCGUGGACCCGCCCGCAAGGCCAGCUACAAGGGCAAGAUGGCCCGCCGCAGCAAGAAGUGCAAGAGGAGGGACACCCAGGACCGGCGUCGCAGCAUCCUGAAGAAGCUGUCGAAGCAGAGUGGCGUGAUGCAAAGCAGUCGCAGCUUCUCGUCCGGUCUGCAGCACUCGGUCUCGUCCAGCGAGAGCCUGCCGGGGUCCCCCACACACAGCCCCUCCCCUGGACCCUCCACCCCCUGCAGGAGCCCUGCUCCAGACCACCACGCCACAGAUGCGGCGCUGUCUCCCCAGAAUCCAUCUCAGUGCUCGCCCAGUUCCCCCGGCUCACAUGCGGCCCACAUCCGGCCCAGUUCCCUGCACGGGCUCAGCUCCAAGUUGGGUUCGCAGCGCUACAGCAAGGUGGGCCGCCGCAAGUCCACCAGCAGCAUCCCGCCCUCGCCCGCCGCCUGCGUCCCCAGGCCUUCGCCCGGUGGCCCUGCCGACCAUCGUAAGGCUGCCUCCCUUCCCGCAGGCACUCUGUCUCCGCCCACUCUGGUGCGUCCACGCAGCGCCGAGCCCCCCCGCUCGCCACUCCUCGAGCGCCUGCCCGGCGCCUACCACCACGACAGGAAGUCCUUCGCCCCGCGCCUGCACACGCUGGAGGUGCGGCACGCCGAGGCCGACGCUCUGGCUGAGCUGGAGCCCGAGGGGGCAGCAGGGGGCGCUGUUCGGCUGGGCCUGGGCUACGGCGCCGCCCAGAGGCUCUGGUCAUCGGCGGGCAGCACGGAGCAGCUGGUGGUGAUGCGCAAGCUCAACCUGUCCGAGCGCCGCGACUCCUUCAAGAAGCAGGAGGCCGUGCAGGAGGUGAGCUUCGACGAGCCCGAUGAGAAGCCGGCCGCAGCGGCACCCCCGAGCCCCCCACGGCACCGCGCCGCCUGGUUGCUAGGCAACGGGGAGUCGGUCGAGGAGGACGGGGUAGCGGGGGGGCGCAGGUGCCCGCUCGUGCCCCAGAUCGCCGUGCAGGGCUCCGAGAGCGAGGAACAGGAAGACUGGGAGCCCUGCUCCGACGACCAGGAGGACGAGGAGGAUGAGGAGCUGAGGAAGACUACCGAGCAGGACGCCCAGGGUGCGGCCCAGCCUGCAUCUGUUGCCCUUGGCAACAUGCAGUGGGUGGUGUCCACGGUGACUCCGCCCAGCCCCCGUAGAGGGCAGAAGCCAAAGCAGAAAUGAAGGGAGACUGGUUGGGUUGGGGGUUGGGUUAGGGGUUGGGUUGGGGGUUGGGGACGGCACGACAAGAGGACAAACUCUCCACAGACUCUCCAUGCACUGAAUAAAAGACUGAACUCACAGGCUGAACCCCCUUGCCAAACACAUCGUCAUGAAAUAAAUUUAGCAAUUUUGGAUA
Messenger RNA from Alosa alosa (allis shad), 4688 nucleotides. RefSeq names its product microtubule associated serine/threonine kinase 3b (gene mast3b). Gene Ontology annotation, biological process: peptidyl-serine phosphorylation; intracellular signal transduction. The record is from RefSeq and is a predicted model, not a curated record. Gene Ontology annotation, molecular function: magnesium ion binding; protein serine/threonine kinase activity; ATP binding. NCBI's taxonomy places the organism in Eukaryota, Metazoa, Chordata, Actinopteri, Clupeiformes, Clupeidae.